AUGGAGAACUUAAAACGAAGGCACAUUGCACCGGAUGUGCAACCGUCAACUUCUCCACCUGUCUAUCAAGCUUAUGAUGCUUCCACAAGCUUAUACGACAAUUACGGCGAUGAGAAACACAAGUUUUCAAAGUCUUUACCACCACAACAAAGACGUGUAUAUUCUUCAAACAAGUAUAUUGCAUUCUGUCAAAAAUACGAGCGUGCACUGAUUCCAGCAGCUCUCACGCUGUUGGCUUUUUGGACGCGUUUCCGCAACAUUGGUGUAUCCAACAUUGUCGUAUGGGAUGAGGCACAUUUUGGAAAGUUUGGCUCGCAUUAUCUCAAGCAUGAGUUUUACUUUGAUGUCCAUCCACCGCUCGGUAAAAUGUUAGUAGGCUUAUCUGGAUGGCUUGCGGGCUACAAUGGCUCGUUUGGAUUCGAAUCAGGACACAAGUAUCCCGAUAACGUCAAUUACACCGCGAUGCGUAUUUUCAACGCAUUCUGGGGCUCUCUUCUUGUGCCGCUCGCAUAUCUGACCGCUAGACAGUUCAAAAUGUCACAACGCGCAAGUAUUUUGGCUGCAACCAUGGUAUUACUUGAUACCGCUUACUUAUGUAUCAGUCGGUUCAUUCUUCUUGACUCCAUGUUGAUGUUCUUUACAUGCUUGUCGCUGUACUGCAUGUCGGUGUUCAACAACUGCAAAAACGAAGCAUUCUCGGAAAAGUGGUGGUUAUGGUUGAGCUCGACAGGCUUUUCACUUGGAUGUGUGCUGAGUGUCAAGUGGGUUGGUCUUUUUGUUAUUGCUUUGGUGGGUAUCAAUACCGUUGAAGAGUUAUGGGAAAUGCUCGGUGAUCUUCAAAUGCCAAAGAAAACCUAUGCUGCUCAUUGGAUGGCCCGAAUCCUCUGUCUUAUCUGCCUCCCAGCUGCCGUUUAUCUGUUUUCGUUUGCGAUGCAUUUUGCUGUGUUGUAUCGUAGUGGUCCUGGUGAUGCUCAGAUGAGCUCGUUGUUUCAAGCACGGUUGGCCGGAAACUCAUUUGAUCGCAAUCCUCUCGAGUUGGCGUAUGGUUCUAAAUUGACCAUCAAGAACUAUGGCUACGGCGGUGGUCUUCUGCAUUCGCACGUUCAAACCUUUCCGGAAGGUUCUAAGCAGCAGCAAGUUACCUGCUAUCAUUAUAAGGAUGACAACAAUCAUUGGAUAGUCCGCCCACCACGUCUUAUCAGUGACCCUAGCGAAUAUGAACCAGAGGACGGGAGCAUCCGAUUUGUCAAGGAUGGCGACACUGUUCGACUUAUGCACUCGUCGACCGGCCGCAACUUGCACAGCCAUCCCCUUGCUGCACCGAUUACGUCAGGCCAGUGGGAGGUUUCGGCAUAUGGUAAUGAGACUGUCGGCGAUAUUCAGGAUAACUGGAAGGUGGAGAUCGUCGAUGAUUUGACCUACAAGGAUAAGGAACGCGUGCGCUCGCUCACCACUCGCUUCCGCCUUCGCCAUACUCAAUUAAACUGCUUGUUGGCUGCCAACAAUGUUGUGUUGCCACAGUGGGGUUUUAAGCAAAUCGAAGUUACGUGCGACAAGCGCAACCGAGAAAGUGACCCACAUACCUGGUGGAACGUCGAAGAGCAUUACAAUGAUAAACUGCCUGCUGCGCCAAAGAACGCAUACAAAUCCAAGUUUUUGCACGAUUUCUGGCACCUGAAUGUAGCCAUGUGGACCUCCAACAAUGCCCUCAUUCCUGAUCCUGACAAAGAAGACAUCCUUUCGUCAACGCCCUCUGAAUGGCCCCUUGCAUCGGUCGGGCUGCGUAUGUGUGGAUGGGGCGAUGAUAUCAUCAAAUACUACUUGCUUGGUAACCCAGCAGUAUGGUGGCCAUCUUUUGCUGCUUUGUUGAUCUUUUUGGCCACAACAGGAUUUUACCUGACGCGCAUGCAGCGCAAGAUUUUCGAUCUUUCUAACGCACAAUGGGAUAGUUUCCUAUACGUUGGCAAGACUUUGUUUUUGGGAUGGUUCCUGCACUACAUUCCGUUCUAUAUCAUGGGGCGUGUCACAUAUCUUCAUCAUUACUUCCCAGCACUCUAUUUCAGCAUUCUUAUGGUACCAUUCCUACUGGAGCAUUUCACCGCUAACACGUCUAAUCGCACACGAUGGAUUGUUUUCGGUGCAGCCUAUGCAACAGUUAUCCUUGUUUUCAUCUAUUUUGCGCCGGUCGCGUAUGGCAUGUCGGGCCCUAUCUCAAAAUAUAAAGGACGUCACUGGUUAAAGAGCUGGAACUUGGUGGAUAACUAA
This is a messenger RNA of Zychaea mexicana, 2265 nucleotides long. Its product is annotated as Dolichyl-phosphate-mannose-protein mannosyltransferase-domain-containing protein. Gene Ontology annotation, molecular function: dolichyl-phosphate-mannose-protein mannosyltransferase activity. Gene Ontology annotation, biological process: protein O-linked glycosylation via mannose. Gene Ontology annotation, cellular component: endoplasmic reticulum; membrane. The transcript has 10 exons. NCBI's taxonomy places the organism in Eukaryota, Fungi, Mucoromycota, Mucoromycetes, Mucorales, Lichtheimiaceae. The record is from RefSeq and is a predicted model, not a curated record. The coding region runs from base 1 to 2265 and encodes 754 amino acids.